AUGGCCUCAUCGAAAGUUGUACAACAAUAUUGGAGGAGCCUGGCUCGGCCCGGACUCGGACGCCGGGGGCCAGCCGGGACGGCGUUGCAGGUUGAGGCUCUGACUAACACGAGUCUCGUCAACCAACGCAACAGCACGAGUUCGAGCUCGCCUACAGAACCAAAACGUGAAAGAGUCGUCGUCCUGGGCUCAGGCUGGGCAGGCUACGCCUUCGCCCGCGACCUCGACCCCAAAAAAUACGAACGCAUCCUCAUCUCCCCGCGCUCCUACUUCGUCUUCACCCCCCUGCUGGCCUCCACCUCGGUCGGCACCCUCGAGUUCCGCUCCGUCCUCGAGCCCGUCCGCCGUCUGGAGCUGGACUCGUUCCACCAGGCCUGGGCCGACGACGUGGAUUUCACCCGGAAAGUGAUUCGCAUCGAAAAGGUCACGUCCGAGGACGCCACGUCCAAGACGUUGCCGGCUAGGGAUGUGCAUUCGCGGGCUAAAGGGGAGGUGGUUGAUGUCGCCUACGACAAGCUUGUUGUGGCGGUGGGGUCGUAUUCGCAGACGUUUGGGAUCGAGGGGGUGAAGGAGUAUGCUAAUUUCUUGAGGGAUAUUGGGGAUGCGAGGAGUAUUCGGUUGAGGGUAUUGCAGUGCUUUGAGAAGGCGGAUUGGCCGACGACGACGGAUGAGCAGAGGAGGAAGUUGCUUCACUUUGCUGUUGUUGGCGGAGGCCCGACGGGUAUUGAAUUCGCCGCUGAGCUCCACGACCUAAUCCACGACGACCUCUCCAAGCUCUACCCGCACCUCAUGGAAUUUGUCGGCAUUACAGUCUACGACAUCGCACCCAAGGUCCUACCCAUGUUUGACCAGCAGCUGGCCUCCUACGCAGAGGACCUCUUCCGCCGCCAGGGCAUCAAAGUAAAAACCAACCACCACCUGCAGCGCAUCCGCUCGGACGAAGCGGACCCGCGCGGGGCGCUGCGGCUCAAGAUCCAGGAGCACGGCGAGGAGGAGGUCGGCGCGGGGAUCGUGGUCUGGAGCACGGGGCUGAUGCAGAACCCGCUUGUGCAGACGCUGAUGAAGAAGGAGUUGCGGAAUCCGAAUGCUGUUGUUGCUGCUGCUGCUGAUGGUGAAGGGCAGAGUGCUAGUGGUGGUGAGAUGGUCAACAUUCUCAGGGCGGAGCGGAGCGGCGGUAUCGUCACGGAUGAGCAUCUGAGGGUCCGCCUAGACGAUCCGAAGAACGAGGGCGCCGUGCUGCCGGACGUGUACUCGAUGGGCGACUGCUCCGUUCUCGAGGGCCAGACGCUGCCUGCUACGGCGCAGGUUGCGAGUCAGCAGGCAAAGUACCUCGCCAAGGCGCUCAACAAGGCGGCGGCUGGGCCGGAGGGUAAGCCGUUCAAGUUCCGGAAUCUUGGGGCCAUGGCGUAUUUGGGGAGCUGGCGGGCGAUUCAUCAGAGUUCUGCGGAUGAGUUGAAGGGGAGAGCAGCUUGGAUUCUGUGGCGGUGUGCUUAUUUGACCAAGUCGAUGAGUGUCCGGAACAAGAUUCUGGUUCCGGUUUACUGGUUUAUCACGUGGGUUUUUGGAAGGGACAUUUCUCGAUUUUGA
Molecule: messenger RNA, 1587 nt
Organism: Colletotrichum phormii
Lineage: Eukaryota; Fungi; Ascomycota; Sordariomycetes; Glomerellales; Glomerellaceae
Product: pyridine nucleotide-disulfide oxidoreductase-domain-containing protein
Exons: 4
Coding region: 1-1587 (528 amino acids)
Molecular function (GO): NADH dehydrogenase activity
Source: RefSeq, a predicted model, not a curated record